ACUAAAAUCAAAUGAAUAUACGUGCUUAAUCUAAUAAAUAAAUAAUUACCUGUACAUAUUCAAAAUAUUGAAAUAAAUUAGAGGCAAAAUGCUACUGGCCGAGUAUAAAGCUAAAUACAGGAAGUCAAACUGUCACUUGUUGCCAUAGCAACAGAAAUUGUUUAUUCGAUCAUUUAAGGUUAUAAAGUUCUCAAUAUUCUUAGAAGAUUACAAAGAUUUAAUAAAUCGGUUAUCAUAGGAAAAUAUGGAAGAAUUAGAUACUCCCCAAAUAAUUACACAUAUUGAACACAAUAUUAACCAUUCCAUAUUCGACUGCAAAUGGAUUCCUUGUUCAGCAAAGUUUGUUGUUAUCGGUUCUUUGCCAAAAGGAACUGGUACAUUAGAAGUGUAUGAAAUCACGUCUGGUGAAAUCCGGAAGAUAAAGGAGAUAGAGAGGCCAAACUCUUUUAAAUGUGGAACGUUUGGCGCAAGCAAUGAUGUUGAAAGAAGAUUAGCAACUGGUGAUUUCAAAGGCACUUUAGAAAUAUGGGAUCUGGAGAAAAGUUGCCAAAUGUAUAUUACAAAGGAGCACACAGAUAUUAUAAAUUCUAUUGAUGGGAUGGGCGGGAAUGUCAAUAACUGUGGUGCCCCUGAAAUUGUUACUGGCAGUCGUGAUGGUACAGUAAAAGUAUGGGACCCUCGCCAAAGAGGGAAACCAGUAGCAAAUAUGCAACCAGUUAAAGGGGAAUCAAAGCGUGACUGCUGGGCGGUCUCCUUUGGUAACUCCUUCAAUGAUGCAGAGAGGAUUGUAGUUGCUGGUUAUGACAAUGGAGACCUUAAGAUGUUUGAUUUAAGGACCAUGUCUCUUCGCUGGGAAUGUAAUUUGAAAAAUGGAGUAUGCUCAACUGAAUUUGAUCGCAAAGAUAUUCCAAUGAAUAAACUGGUUGCAACUACUUUAGAAGGAAAGUUCCAUGUUUUUGAUGUUAGAACACAAAAUCCUACGAAAGGUUUUGCUCAAGUAAGUCUUAUCUGUUCAAGCCGUCCUAAUAACAUGUAGCCGCACCGCACGACUACAUACCUACCAGUUACCAGUACCACCGAAUACCUUACCAUAUACCUUCCACAAUACCUUUACCAAAAGUUUUAGACUUACUUCGUUUUAGAAACAAGAAACAAAUUGUCUUGAAAAAGACAGUUU
This is a messenger RNA of Spodoptera litura, 1177 nucleotides long. RefSeq names its product dynein axonemal assembly factor 10 (gene Wdr92). The record is from RefSeq and is a predicted model, not a curated record. Gene Ontology annotation, molecular function: protein binding. NCBI's taxonomy places the organism in Eukaryota, Metazoa, Arthropoda, Insecta, Lepidoptera, Noctuidae.